Saxophila tyrrhenica is the source of this 846-nucleotide messenger RNA. RefSeq lists its product as uncharacterized. Gene Ontology annotation, molecular function: DNA binding. The coding region runs from base 1 to 846 and encodes 281 amino acids. The transcript has a single exon. NCBI's taxonomy places the organism in Eukaryota, Fungi, Ascomycota, Dothideomycetes, Mycosphaerellales, Extremaceae. The record is from RefSeq and is a predicted model, not a curated record.
AUGGCCGGACUCAGCGAGCAAAUCGAAGCACUGGGCCAGGAGUACAAUCGGCUCGAAGAGCGCAUCACGGAGCUCGAAAGAACGAAUCCAAACGGCAAAUCUCACUCUCACGAUCUCCAGUCACUGUCCUCAAAGUUGCCACUCGCCCUGGCCUCUAUCCACCACAUCGCGCAGGAACUCAUCCAUCGCCUCGGAAAUGGCGACCAGCUGAGCCUGACGAUACAAGCCCAACUGCAGGCCUCUUUCGGUGCUGAACUCCACGCUGGCGUCCCUCUCGCCAAACGCACACUACCCACGCCCAGCCUCUCGGACGCAGCAACCAAACGGAAGAGCACCGAGAGUACUGAGGGGUUCGACAGACCAGCUAAACGCCCUCGCGGACGUCCACCUAAGAACGGGGUGUAUGCUCGCAAGCUGAGCACGGAUUCUUCAAGCUCCAACUCGGCCAAGGAGAAAUCGACAGACCUCAAGCAAACCACUCCCAAGGUGAAGAAGCCACUCGGCCGACCGCGGAAGAGCGUUGCCACGCCUCCACAGCAGACCUCCAGAAGGACCACCGGCUCGGAUGCUAGCACUGCCCAGGAUGUGUCACUGGCGUCCAACAAAGCGGCACCUUCGAAAGCGAGCGAUGCGGAUGUGACGAAGACGAAGGAGAAUCGUACUCCGGCCAAGCAGAGACACGAAGACACUACUCAAGACUACAUCGACAGUGGGAUGGACGUUGAUGAUGAAGGCGAAAGGAACGCAUCUGUCUCCAUCCCGCCCGAGCGCCGCAGUACUCGUACGCCAAAGCCGACGGAGAAGGCAAAUUUCAUUAGCUGGAAGCAGUACAAUGAGAUGCAGUGA